AUGGCCACCAUCGAUGGUAGAGAGAAGCUCUGUGUAAUACACGAGGAUGGUGGAGUGGAGGUGGAGUGGAGGUGGAGUGGAGGUGGAGUGGAGGUGGAGUGGAGGUGGAGUGAAGGUGGAGUGGAGGUGGAGUGGAGGUGGAGUGGAGGUGGAGUGGAGGUGGAGUGGAGGUGGAGUGGAGGUGGAGUGGAGGUGGAGUGGAGGUGGAGUGGAGGUGGAGUGGAGGUGGAGUGGAGGUGGAGUGGAGGUGGAGUGGAGGUGGAGUGGAGGUGGAGUGGAGGUGGAGUGGAGGUGGAGUGGAGGUGGAGUGGAGGUGGAGUGGAGGUGGAGUGGAGGUGGAGUGGAGGUGGAGUGGAGGUGGAGUGGAGGUGGAGUGGAGGUGGAGUGGAGGUGGAAUGGAGAUGGAGUGGAGGUGGAGGGGAGGUUGAGUGGAGGUGGAGUGGAGGUGGAGUGGAGGUGGAGUGGAGGUGGAGUGGAGGUGGAGUGGAGGUGGAGUGGAGGUGGAGUGGAGGUGGAAUGGAGAUGGAGUGGAGGUGGAGUGGAGGUUGA
This is a messenger RNA of Pararge aegeria (speckled wood butterfly), 549 nucleotides long. RefSeq lists its product as uncharacterized. The record is from RefSeq and is a predicted model, not a curated record. The transcript is spliced from 2 exons. Lineage: Eukaryota; Metazoa; Arthropoda; Insecta; Lepidoptera; Nymphalidae. Bases 1 to 549 code for a protein of 182 amino acids.